UUGUAUUGGUAAUAACACUGAAGACGGGCCAGGCAGGAUGGACGAAGAAGGAACAGCUCGACGUGCGCCGCAUGCGGCCCACGGCGAUGCAAUCGAUGGCGAACAAGUUACGGCUACUGGGAUGUCGACAGGGGAGUUGCGGACCCACCCCGCUGCGCCGCUCCCUCCUAGCGCAACGUCGAUCGACGUGGACAUGGUCGACGACGAACACGAUGUAGGAAUCCAUGCACCACUCGACUCGGACGCCGCAAUGAGCAUGCCUGUGAGGAAGAAAAUUCGUUUGACGUUCAUGCCCGACGAGACGUGGGGAAGCGGCAACAGCACCGAUGAUGAAAAGGACAUGCAGCAACAGUUGCAAGCUCGCCUGUUUGGGCUGUUGCGAACCGGGGACUCGAAGCACUUUGCGUCGGUGUUUACACAGCAACCGCCAAAGAUUCAGCAAAUGCUCUUGAGUGUAAAGGACGACGUGGGGUUCACCCUCUUGAUGAGCGCUGUCAAGUUUGCAAAUUUGGACGCUUGUCGUGUGCUGAUAGCUCACCAUGUGGACGUGAACGAGUUGAACGACAAGAAGUGCUCGGCUCUCUUCCUGUCGGCACAGAAGGGCCUUGUUGCCAUCACCGAGUGCCUUCUUGAAGGCGGUGCAUCGUCGGAAUUCCGCAGCGCGGCGCUCGUUCCGGCCGCUCACUUCGGUCACAUCGAUGUCGUGAACCUGCUUUUGGCCCAUGGUGCUGACGCUAAUUACGCCAACCAGAAAGGCACGACUCCCUUGAUGCGUGCGGCGCAAGAAGGCCAGGCCGCCGUCGUCAAGGCGUUGCUGAACAAGCACGCCGACGCCAACGCUGCCAACAUGGAAGGCAUGACCGCGCUCAUGCUAGCGUCCCAAAGAGGUCACGCAGAUAUCGCUGACAUUCUUAUCUCGGCUGGUGCCCUAGUCGACAAGCAAACGCGCCAAGGCAGCACCGCCCUUCUGUUGGCAGCCAAGCGUGGCCAUGCCGGCGCCAUCACGACGCUCCUCACGGCAGGGGCCGACAUGUUUCUCAAGGACGAGCGGGAUAAGACCGCGUUGGACAAUGCCGCGCGGCGCGGCAACGACGAGCUCAUUCGAAUCCUCACGAUCGAGAACCAACAAGCGCUGAUGCAAAUGCGGCUGCGGAAGCUCCGAAGUUUGAUGCUGGUCAAAAUGUACACAUUGUUUCUCAGCGGCAGGGCGACCGUACGUGACCCCGAUCGUUUUGGAUGGAUCGGACAUUGCUGUCGUCUCUAGCUCGCGCCUCGUCCACCCCUUCAACGGAUGCACGACCAGUCGGUGGGCCUGAUGCCGCCCACCAUCCCUUUCCCGGCGCCACUAACGACCAACCAGUCGUACCUCGUCAAAGCAUUCGCGCUGCCCAAGUCCCUCUUCCGGGUGAUUGUAAACUUUCUCCCGCUGUGCCGCAUGUGGAGCACGCAACUGCGCAACUUGACGCACCACUUGCACAUGGACCCGAGCCACGUCGUCCACCAGGGCAUCCACAUCAUGGACGAAGUGCUGUGCGACGCCAAGCGCGACCUACCGAUCUCGAUUACCGGAGUGGGUCAACUCGUGCUCUUACGAGACUCACCCGCGUACCAGCAAGUGCUGACGACGUGGCUGCAUGCGGUGGGUGAAGUGCCGAUGCCGUUGGGACUCUUGGAAGACCUCCGCCAGCACGGCGACUUGCAAGGCGUUCUGUUGCGGUACCCCAACGUCGACGCGAUUGAGUUCGGCGUGACUGUAGCGUCCAAGGUGCUUGCCACGUUGCAAUGGCUGCUCGUGUGGGAUGAAGAGCGUCGGCGGCGUAGUUGAUCGAUAUCGACAGACUAUUUAACGCUUGUGUUGUUGCUCGUGCC
Molecule: messenger RNA, 1869 nt
Organism: Aphanomyces invadans
Lineage: Eukaryota; Oomycota; Saprolegniomycetes; Saprolegniales; Verrucalvaceae
Exons: 5
Coding region: 38-1264 (408 amino acids)
Molecular function (GO): protein binding
Source: RefSeq, a predicted model, not a curated record